Sparassis crispa is the source of this 3540-nucleotide messenger RNA. RefSeq lists its product as hypothetical. The coding region runs from base 1 to 3540 and encodes 1179 amino acids. NCBI's taxonomy places the organism in Eukaryota, Fungi, Basidiomycota, Agaricomycetes, Polyporales, Sparassidaceae. The transcript is spliced from 6 exons. The record is from RefSeq and is a predicted model, not a curated record.
AUGCCUCUGGAUAUCGACCCCAACUAUGUUCUGCAGGCCGCGCGACUGACGGCCAUUGUUGCAGCGGCGCCUCGCCAGGACGACCCUCGCUAUCUGGACUGGGAGACGAGGAUUUACCUCGAAGUGAGUCGGCUUGAAAAGAGUUUCCCGCAGCCCUUGAAGUCAUUGAGGAUGCCUGGGAUCGUCAUCAGCGCGUUGCUGGAAUUCACCCGGGCAUACCAGCAGAAGGCCCUGGCGCGGCUGGACCACAUAUCGAACGACGACGAGAGGAUAUACAAGAGGUACCCUCUGGCUGUGCGCGAGUAUGGGGAGUGUGAGGACCUGGGAAGGCAGUGGUGGACUGAAGAUCCAUAUUGCAAGCUGCCACCAGUGAAGAGUAUGCCAGCGGAGGGCUGGGGCAAUGUGCCAGCCGAUGACGACACCCAGGGAUGUGGCGAGGAGGACCUGGCUACUGGGGACCUCGUCACCAAGGGGAAAGGCAAGGAGAGAGCUGACAACGACGUCGGGACAGGCAUGGUGGGUGAGCGUAUCGUCCACGUGGAGGCGGGGGAGGACAAGAGAAAGGGCAAGAGCAAGGAGAAGGCGCAGGGGAAGGCGGCGCAUGCGAUGAGCGAGGAAGAGGAUGGGGGAGAGGGAGAGGGAGAGGGAGAGGGAGAGGAGCAGGAGGGCGAGGACGACGAUGAUGCCGACAGUGAUGAGGACGACGAUGCCGACAAAGAUGACGACGAUGAGAUGGUGGAAGACGUGCCGGGUGCAGGCCAGCCUGAAUCCAUCGAGGUCGAUGCGGUGUCGCCCCCUCCGCCAACUGCCAGACCAAUAUCGAUCUCGCCAGCUGCCUCAUCACUCCGAAAGCGCAAGGCGGUCAUCACAGAGUCGAGUGAGGAGAGUGAGAACGAGGAGGCGGCUCCGAAGGCGAAGCGGAUGAAGCCGAUCGAGGUCGCAAAGGAGAAAGGCGAGGCCCCGACCACCUCUGGCCGAGCACAGCGUGCGCAGAAGAGGAUGGCGCAGACCGAGGUGGAGGGCUCAAAGGUGAGCACGAAGAAGAGCGGGAAGAGGAAGGCGAAGGAGUCAAGCGAUGAAGAGGAAGUACCGACCAUCAAGCCGCCAAAGAAGAAGCGUGCGAUGAAGGAAUACAAGAGCAAGGAGUUCAUCGAAAGCGAAGACGAGACUCCGGCACCGCCUUCCAAUCUACCCGCCAAGACCGCAGGGGACUCUAACGACGGUGUUGUGAAGACGAACGCCCCUGCCAAACCUGUCAAACAGACAACGAGGAUGACGGUGACGCCUCAUGUCGCACCGAAGGCGAAGGGGAAGGGGAAGGGGAAGGGGAAGGCGACGGCGAAGGGGAAGGCGACGGUGAAGGGGAAGGCGAAGGUGACAGUGUCGCAGAAGGACAUGUGGAAAAAGACGUCCACCCGCGUGUCUGACUUCAUGUGGGCACAUGCAACAGAUUUGCUCGUCCCUUGCAUUGGCUGCCAGGAGAAAGAGUGGCCAUGCAAGCUCAACACUGCCAACUUCAGUCGCUGCCUCGAAUGUGCAGCACGAGGCGUCAGUUGCAGCAUCGCGCCGAGGAACACGGACGGCGUGCCCCUGCGAGGAAACUCACACACCGCACAGCGUGAGUUCCAAGAGAUGUGCGCAGCACUGGUGGUAGAGGACAAGCCACUGCCCACGUCGUCACCUCCAUACAACGUCAAGGUCGACUCCGAUGAGCCCGACGGUGCAGAACCCAUGGUCAUGGGAGCGUCGAAGCGUAAGCCGCCGAAGAAGACCAAGACGCGCAAUGCUGCGGCAUCCAGCUCCAAGGUCAAGGGUGGCGAGGAGGUCGAGGCGACGAAGCAGAAGGCGACCAUCAUGCCUUAUGAAGCCAACGCUGAAGGCGAGGCCUCAGUGGAGAAAUCGUCGAAGUCCAAGCGCGCUGCCAAGUCCGCCACCGCCACUGGAGCUGUGGCUCUGUCCAACUCUGGCGAGGUUGCCAACUCUGGCGAGGUCUCCAAGUCUGGCGCACCUGCCAAGUCUGGUGCGGUCGCCAAACCUGGUGAAGGUAAGAAAUCAGGACCCAAGGCAAAGCCGGUGAGGAGCCAAAACUCAGGUGCGCAAGAUGGUGGCGAGGUCACCAGGACCUCAGUACGUGAGCUGGAUGAGGUCCCGCCUGCCAAGUCUGUUGCGAAGGAGGGCGGGCAGACGACAAGGGUGGCGAUGGGAGGUCGCUCGGGCCCAAUGGUGCCCGUGAUCACCAGGAAGGCGAAGGCGAGUGCUCCCAAGGCAGCAGCCAAGAUGCCUCUGGCGGAAGGCGAUGGCAUGGAGGAAGCCGCCAGGCUGGCAAUGGAGGCGGUGCGGGCUAUGGCCUUCCAAACAGGGCCAGCUGCUCCGCCGCAAGCUAGCAGCAGCAAGCGCAUGCUGACACCAGUCGCUGACGAACCAGAGGAUGCGCCAGAGUAUCAGGCAGAGGUGGCGGAGGAUGAGCGCGCGUCCUUGGAGCGGCCACACGACGAUCGGCGGCGUUCGCUGCUGAUGCCCCACGAGACGAGUGCAGGAGCUGCCGAGGUGGCACAGGAGGUGACGCCCUCCCUGGAGAUAUCCAAGGCAUCGAAGGGAGCGAAGUCCUCCACAUUGGCGAAGGCAGGACAUCUCGAUGAAGGGCAAAGGCCAGCUAAGAGGGGCGCCCCACUGGACCGCAAGGCAGUGAAGAAGGAGGCGGAGGUGAAAAGGGAUGCGAAGGCGAACCGCCUCAGAGCAGUGCCUCCAACCAGCAAGGCACCCCACUUGCGCGACAUCCAGCGAGUGUCUACAGGAAGUCCCGCUCUGGUGAACGAAGGCGACACUCCCAGUGGCGAAGAAACCUUGCAGUCAUCCAACGAUGACUGCGCGAAUUGUGCCGAGUUGCGACAGGAGUUCCUGGCGCACAAGGACGGGAUGGAAGUCCAAUUCCAGGAGAGGAUGACGGACCUCAACACUGUCAAGGCAGAGAUCACAGCAGCACUCCAGCGAAUCAACCCGCCAUUCGCAUUUCAAGAAAAUGCCCGGAGCAUUCGCGAAGAGGUCAAGUUGGCGAUGGAGGAGUUUUGCAGGCCGGUCACCAUCGAGCUUCAGGAGAGCGUGAAGUUGGCGGUGGCGGACCUCGUCGCCAAGCGACAUUGCCUGCCAGAGCUCAAGGAAAAGGUCAACAGGUUGGAGCAAGGCGCGAACCAGACGGUGAGCCAAGCGGAUGUCGACAAGCUGCAGGGCGAAUUGGCCGACCUCCAUCAUUCGAUGAAGCUCCAGGCAGUGUGGUCAGACAGCAUGGAGAAGGAGCUCAGGUCUUCGGCGGCAGAGGCAAUCGCUCAAGCGAGCAAGCUGGAGAUGGAAUUGGCGCUCGCCAAAGAGGAUUCGAUGGCGGUGGCGACGUCCGCUUUGGAUGAAGCGAAGAAGGUGGGGAAGGAGGUGGCGACGGCGAGAGAGGAAACCUCGCUGGUGGCGAAGUCUCUGGACGCAUUCCGAGAGAAGGUCGACUCCGCCAUGGUCUUCACCGCCUUUCGCCCAGAUAGACACAAUGUGUAG